UGACUGUUAGUCUCGGCGCCGCCGCCGGGCUUCUUGGGGUGCAGGGCUCGCUCCCUGGCCACUCCAGAUUCCGCCGCCUCCCCAGCCCUGCUUGGGGCGGAACCGAAGAAAGGUCAGGUCCAGCCCCGCCCCGUCCCUUCUCGCCCCCGGGAGGUCGCUGUGAGUGGCUUACUUUUAGAAUUGACUUCAGCCACGUGCAGCUUCCAUGGCUGCCUCGCAGACCCCGGGGGAGAAGAUUAAUAUCCAGGCGGUAGACACGGCAAAGGUCGGGGACAGGGACCUGCUGGGGAACGACUAUCCCGAGCAGGACAGACCCCCUCUGCGCUCUUGGAGACAGAAAUGUGCCUCCUACGUGCUGGCCCUGAGACCCUGGAGCUUCAGUGCCUCACUCACUCCCGUGGCACUGGGCAGUGCCCUGGCGUACAGAUCCCAGGGCGUUCUGGAUCCCAGACUAUUGGUGGGUUGUGCAGUGGCUGUCCUGGCUGUGCAUGGGGCCGGCAAUUUGGUCAACACUUAUUAUGACUUUUCCAAGGGAAUUGACCACAAAAAGAGUGAUGACAGAACCCUGGUGGAUAGAAUCUUGGAGCCCCAGGAUGUUGUCCGGUUUGGAGUCUUUCUCUACACCUUGGGCUGUGUCUGUGCUGCUUGCCUCUAUUACCUGUCCCCUCUGAGACUGGAGCACUUGGCUCUCAUCUACUUUGGAGGUCUUUCUGGCUCCUUUCUCUACACUGGAGGAAUUGGAUUCAAGUAUGUGGCUCUGGGAGACCUCGUCAUUCUCAUCACGUUUGGUCCACUAGCUGUGAUGUUCGCCUAUGCUGUCCAGGUGGGCUCCCUGGCCAUCUUCCCGCUGGUCUAUGCCAUCCCCCUCGCCCUCAGCACUGAAGCCAUUCUCCAUUCCAACAACACCAGGGACAUGGAUUCCGACCGGGAGGCUGGCAUCGUCACGCUGGCUAUCCUCAUCGGCCCCACCCUCUCCUACGUCCUCUACAACACACUCCUCUUCCUGCCAUACCUGCUCUUCAGCAUCCUGGCCACACACUGCAGCAUCAGCCUGGCACUGCCCCUACUCACCAUUCCCAUGGCCUUUUCCCUCGAGAAGCAGUUCCGAAGCCAGGCUUUCAACAAACUGCCCCAGAGGACCGCCAAGCUCAACCUCCUGCUGGGACUUUUCUAUGUCUUUGGUAUCAUUCUGGCACCAGCAGGCAGUCUGCCCAAACUUUAACGGGACCAGUAGCAGCCCCAAAACAUGUCUCCCUGUCUUAGAAUGUAUUGAAGUCACGAGUAUCUGAGAAGGGAAUAUGAUUUGGCUGUGAGGGUAGUUAGCACAAUUGUGAAAUCCCUCCUUUUUUGUAAUUAUUAUUCUAUUUCUAAAGGUAAUCACUUUUUUUUGUUUUCAUUUUCCAUUUUAGAGGGAAUCUUGAAAACACCCUGUAUCAGAAGGUGAAUGGGAUACAUGGACCUUGCUUUAUUUAUAAUUUCCACUAGAGGGUGUUGUCAGGUCACUUUAAAAUGGAAUGGCCUGAGUUCCUCCUUGUUCGUAAAAAAUGUUCUAAGACAUUGUAAAGGAGCAUCCUGGGUUGGCCUUCUAUCCUGAAAGAGCCAUGGUAACCGGGCGAAGUGUCAUCCGUUACAUUGGCCUUGCUAAUGAUUGGUGCCAGGCCCCAUUAGCGUGGGGAGCACCUGUCUCUUACUCUCAGCACUGGUGUCCUGAAAAUGCUGCUUGAGAGAGAAAGGCCCUCAUUAACAACCUUGUGUGACUCUAGGCUUUUUGCCUAAAUUGUCAUUUGGACACUUUUGUCCUUCAUCUCUCCUUUCACUUAUUGUCACAGUCAAGGAACAGCAUCAGAUCAUUCAGGGGAAAAGACCCACCCUGGAGGCAUCUGAGAAAACUGCUCUGCUUUUGAAUAGAAAUUAGUAGGGUAGCUGUUUCCCUUUGUAGAAUUCACUAGAAUGACAGGAAGGACUCUCAGCCCUUUCAGUAACUAUAAGGAGCCCAGAAAUUGUAGUAGCCAUCUUUACAGGCUACUUAAACCCCACAGACCUCCAGGUCACCUUUCUUAAUGCCUCCCUAUACCCACCCUCCAUACCUGUCUGGUUCCCCUUUGUGUGUUUCCCGUCCACAGCCAGAUUCUUUGGGCAACCGGGUCAUGGACAGUUGCCACCUUCCACAGAGCCACAGGGUGGGCAGAGCAGAGACCCAGUGGAUGCACAAGUCAGCCUGAGUCCUGUUCGGCCAGAAUGACAGGCCCUGCCAAUGAAGGAACUGCAUCUUCAUCUUUGAAGGAAAAUGACAUUGAUGUGCAAUAUUGACCCUGCCUUCCAGGGCUUCCCUUGCCUUCUACAAAGAUCGUUGAGGCUUCAGUGAAGUCAUACCCAAAGUGAGAGUAUUGCAGUGUGAAUCGUAGCUGCUUUCAAUCACAUUGCCUAAGUGGAAUUUCUGGGCUAGAAUUCCUCAGCUGCAUUUCGUCCAAAACUAAAAUAGAGACUAUUGUGCUUUCUCUUGUGAUCAUAACCAUGGUAGUUAUGUCAAGGGGCUUGGCUUACAGAAAAUGACAUAAGAACUAGUUCUUAAUCCCUCAGAUCAGGCUAUUUAUGAUAUGGCUCUUAGAGUCAGAGUGGGUCAGCUUACUUAGAAAGAACAUAUUAAGUUCUUUUACAAUUAAAGUUCUGUUACAAUUAAAGGUCGUGGGACCAGCAGAUGGCAUAACGGUUACAUUGCUGGACUCCCAUGUAAUUUACCACGGUUCAAGUCCUGGACCUGGUGACUUAAAACUCACA
Molecule: messenger RNA, 2778 nt
Organism: Tupaia belangeri chinensis (Chinese tree shrew)
Lineage: Eukaryota; Metazoa; Chordata; Mammalia; Scandentia; Tupaiidae
Gene: UBIAD1
Product: UbiA prenyltransferase domain containing 1
Exons: 3
Coding region: 206-1222 (338 amino acids)
Biological process (GO): menaquinone biosynthetic process; vitamin K biosynthetic process
Cellular component (GO): endoplasmic reticulum; Golgi membrane
Molecular function (GO): prenyltransferase activity
Source: RefSeq, a predicted model, not a curated record